GAGGAGCAUUGGUGGGUUUGCGCCUCUACCUCCUGGCUGGGCAGCUGGAGCAAGAAGAAAGAGGAACCGGGCCAGGGAGAGCUGACUCAGUCUCUCUGGUCUCCUCCUGGGUCCUGGCCGGCUGGAGGCUGGGUCUCUGUUCCCGCCUGCCGCCUCCCACCCCAGACCCCUCCUCCCCUCCUGCCGCUGCCGUUUCCUGUGGCUGAGACUCGCUCUGCCAUGAGCUCACCGCCCCUAAUGGGUUGCAGCUGCCUCGCAGUUAAAGCUCUAGCUACCCCCUUCUGGCCUCAGAGCAGACGGCCCACUCUGCCUCACCCCCCGCCCAUCUCCACCUCCCCCAACCCACGCUCACAGUACUGGCCGGGUCUGGAACACUGGGGGGUCUGUCUGCUCGCCCACACACCUUGGGGCUGGGUCUUUGCAUUGACGUGCUGAAAGCCGGUCUCUGGAGUGCCUGCUCUUGCUUCUCAGACUUUCGGGACUAGCGGGCAACUCUGGCUUUAGGGACUCAAAGUAAAACAUAGUUUUUUAUCUUCAGGCCAAAGGCAGGGUUUGGGGUGGGGGUGGGAAUUGGGAAAGCUACAUAGAGAACUAGACAAGGGAGGCAGUGAGCAUCCCCUUGCCUCCCCCUGCCCAUGUCCAGUAAGGAAAUCUGAUAAAGGGAACAUCAAAGCCAUCUUGAGAGAGAAGUAACUUUGCAAAGGAAUAGCCUGAGGGGAGUUGUUUAGGGCUUGGGAUGGAGAAAGAUAGUCUCAUUUAUUCACACAGGGAAGGCAAGUCUGGAGAAAGCAGGCAUGAGUCUUUUGAAGCAGUGGCUCCUGGUGGAGGUUGGCAGAGAAUCAGCAAAUAAAUAUUUACCAUCAAAGUCCUUUUGUGACUUUUCCCACUGCCAUCACCCAGUUCUUUGUAAUCCAAUGGCACAUGCUUUUAAAAUGGGUGAUGCUUUACAGCCAAUCUGGGAGAGGGACAGUGGCGCUAGAAAGACUCAAGACAGCUCUUUAGUCCUCUUUCCUGCUUAAUAAUUGUUCAUGGGUGGUGGCACCUCCACAUAAGAUAGGGGUCUCCGAUAGCAGGGGAGCAGCAUAGGUAUGUGAAAGCCCCCACCCUCCAGAGUCAUCUGUAAACCCCUGAUGUCCACGGAGCCUGUCUCUUCUCUCCCAUGGAAGGUCUCCGCAAUCCCAAUUCACAAGAAGCGGGGACAGCCCUGAGCAGAGACAGUCACAACAAAUUCUCCCUGGAUCUCCAAAGCCAUGAUCUCAGAAUUUAUUGGGUACACUGACUGUAGGCCUUCCCAGGCUUUGGAGAAGUGAUGCUUGGGUCUACAGCUUGGUCUUGUCUCUCCCAGGAGCCUGAGCCAGUGGAGGACUGUGUGCAGAGCACGCUCGCCGCCCUGUACCCGCCCUUUGAGGCAACGGCCCCCACUCUGUUGGGCCAGGUGUUCCAGGUGGUAGAAAGGACUUACCGCGAGGAUGCGCUGAGGUAUACGCUGGACUUCCUGGUGCCUGCCAAGCACUUGCUUGCCAAGGUCCAGCAGGAAGCCUGUGCCCAGUACAGCGGUUUCCUCUUCUUCCACGAGGGCUGGCCCCUCUGCCUGCACGAGCAGGUGGUGGUGCAGCUGGCAGCCCUACCCUGGCAGCUGCUGCGUCCGGGAGACUUCUACCUGCAAGUAGUGCCCUCAGCAGCCCAAGCACCCCGCCUUGCACUCAAGUGCCUGGCCCCAGGGGGUGGGCGGGUGCAGGAGCUGCCUGUGCCCAAUGAAGCCUGUGCCUACCUGUUCACACCUGAGUGGCUACAAGGCAUCAACAAGGACCGGCCAACAGGUCGCCUCAGUACCUGUUUACUGUCUGCACCUUCUGGGAUUCAGAGGCUGCCCUGGGCCGAGCUCAUCUGCCCCCGAUUUGUACAUAAAGGGGGCCUCAUGGUUGGACAUCGGCCAAGCACACUACCCCCUGAACUACCCUCCGGACCCCCAGGGCUCCCCAGCCCUCCACUCCCUGAAGAGGCCCUGGGUACCCGGAGUCCUGGGGAUGGACACAAUGCCCCUGCUGAAGGACCUGAAGGCGAGUACGUGGAGCUGCUGGAGGUGACGCUGCCUGUUAGAGGGAGCCCCAUGGAUGCUGAGACCCCCUCCGGCCUCUCUAGGACCCGGACAGUACCCACUCGCAAGGGUGCUGGAGGGAAGGGCCGGCACCGGAGACACAGGGCGUGGAUGCACCAGAAGGGCCUGGGGCCUCAAGAUCAGGAUGGGGCACGCCCGCCUGGUGAGGGGAGCAGCACCGGAGCCUCCCCAGCAUCUCCCCCUGGAGCUGAGGCUUUUCCAGAGGCAGCAACGCUGGAGGUAGCCGAGCCCCCAGCAGAAGCACAGGGGGAGGCCUCUGAAUCUUGCCCCCUGAGGCCAGGGGAGGCUGGAGGAGGAGCAGGCCAGGGGCCCGAUGGACUGCCCGGCACCCCUCGGAGAACAAGCAAAGGAAAUAGGAGAAAGAAACGAGCUGCAGGCAGAGGGGCUCUUAGUCGAGGAGGGGACAGUGCCCUGCUGAGCUCCAGGGACAAGGAAGAGACCAGCCACCAGGAAGCUCUUGUCAGUUUGCCUCCGCCAAGUGAGCAUGAACUCCCAGGAUGCAGCCUGAUUAAGGAGGAGCAUGAAGACUUGGGGAAACCAGAGUCUGAGCCAAAAGAGGAGCACAAACCAGCAGAUGAAAAGGAACCUGGGCCCCCAGAACUCUGUGGGCCUAUAGAAGAGAGAGAAGGAGAGAGAGAACAAGAGGGGCCAAGCCUGGUGUGCAUGGCAGGACCCACAGGUCCCGACGGGCUCCUGUCUGACCAUCCAACACCUCCCCCAGAGACUGUGCAGGAACUGAAAGGGGACAGUGUCCCAGAAGAGGCCCCUCCAGCUUCCAUCUCUGAGGACCCGGAUGUAGCUUGGGACUUGAUGGCAUCUGGAUUCCUUGUUCUGACUGGAGGGGUGGACCAGAGUGGGCGAGCUCUGCUGACCAUUACCCCACCGUGCCCUUCUGAGGAAGCCCCACCCACCCGAAACGUGCUGAGCACCGCUCUUCGUUACCUCCACUCACUGCUCAGGCCUGAUCUACAGAUAUUGGGACUGUCUGUCCUGCUCGAUCUUCGCAAGGCACCCCCACUGCCUCCAUCUCUCAUCCCUGUCCUGAGUCAACUUCAGGACGUGGGCAACCCCCCCAUUAUUCAGCGGCUGCUGCUUCUCACUCAUGAUGAACCUCCAACUGAACUCCUUGAACUUCAGGCUGCUGAGUUGCUGUCAGAGAAUGAUCUGAAAAAAGCAGUCAAACCAGAGGAGCUGCAGUGGGACUUGGGAGAUCACAGAAACCUCUCUCCAGGCUACUGGGUAGAGACACACCAGGAGGUGGCCAGGCUGUGCCGGCUGUGCCGCGGAGUGCUGGGCUCCGUGCGGCAAGCCAUCGAGGAGCUGCAGGCAGCCACAGAGCCAGAGGGAGAGGAGGCCGUAGGAAUGCCUGAACCCCUACAGAAGGUGCUGGCAGAUCCCCGGCUGACAGAGCUGCAGAGGGAUGGGGGCGCCAUCCUGAUGAGGCUGCGCUCCACCCACAGCAGCAAGCUGGAGAGCCCCGGCCCAGCAACACUGUAUCAGGAGGUGGACGAAGCCAUUCACCAGCUGGUGCGACUCUCCAACUUGCAUGUCCAACAGCAGGAGCAGCGGCAACGGCAGCGCCGGCUCCAGCAGGUGCUGCAGUGGCUCUCGGGCCCAGGGGAAGAGCAGCUGGUGAGCUUUGCAGCGCCUGGGGAUUCUCUCUCCACCCUGCAGGAGACAGAGCUGAGAUUUCGGGCUUUCAGUGCCGAGGUUCAGGAACGCCUGGCCCAGGCACGGGAGGCCCUGGCCCUGGAGGACGACACAGCUUCCCAGAAGGUUCUGGAUGUCUUUGAACAGCGGCUGGAGCAGGCUGAGAGUGGCCUUCAUCGGGCCCUGCGGCUCCAGCGCUUCUUCCAGCAGGCACAUGACUGGGUAGAUGAAGGUUCUGCCAAGCUAGCAGGAGCCGGGCCAGGUCGAGAGGCAGUGCUAGCAGCCCUGGCCCUGCGGCGGGCCCCAGAGCCCAGCGCUGGCACCUUCCAAGAGAUGCGGGCCCUGGCCCUAGACCUGGGCAGCCCAGUGGCCCUGCGAGAAUGGGGCCGCUGCCGGGCCCGCUGCCAAGAGCUGGAGAGGAGGAUUCAGCAACAGCUGGGAGAGGAGGCGAGUCCGAGAGGCCACCGGCGACGACGGGCAGACAGCACCAGCAGUGGAGGAGCCCAGCGGGGCCCACACAGCCCCUCACCUAGUCUCAGCUCCCUGCUGCUUCCCAGCAGCCCUGGGCCAAGGGCAGCCCCAUCCCACUGCUCACUGGCCCCCUGUGGGGAGCACUAUGAGGAGGAGGGCCCCGAGCUGGCUCCAGAAGCAGAGGGCAGACCCCCCAGGACAGUGCUGAUCCGAGGCCUGGAAGUCACCAGUACGGAGGUGGUAGACAGAACGUGCUCACCCCGGGAACACGUGCUGCUGGGCCGAGCUGGAGGACCAGAUGGGCCCUGGGGAGUAGGCACUCCCCGAAUGGAGCGCAAGCGAAGCAUCAGUGCUCAGCAGCGGCUGGUGUCCGAGCUGAUUGCCUGUGAGCAGGAUUAUGUGGCUGCCUUAAGUGAGCCAGUGCCAGCUGCUUGGCCUGAGCUGACUCCUGAACUUCGGGGCACCUGGGCCGCUGCCCUGAGCGCCCGAGAGAGGCUUCGCAGCUUCCAUCGGACACACUUCCUGCGGGAGCUCCAGAGCUGCACUGCUCAUCCCCUACGCAUCGGGGCCUGCUUCCUCCGCCAUGGGGACCAGUUCAGCCUUUAUGCCCAGUACGUGAAGCACCGACACAAACUGGAGAAUGGUCUGGCUGCACUCUGCCCCCCGACUAAGGGCUCCACAGAGGGUAGCCCUCACAUACCCCAGGCUCUCCAGCAGCCCCUGGAGCAGCUGGCUCGGUAUGGGCAGCUCCUGGAGGAACUCCUAAGGGAAGCUGGACCCGAGCUGAGUUCUGAGCGCCAAGCCUUGGGGGCUGCCGUGCAAUUGCUCCGGGAACAAGAGACACGUGGCAGAGACUUGCUGGCCGUGGAGGCAGUGCGUGGCUGUGAGACAGAUCUGAAGGAGCAGGGACAGCUCCUGCAUCGGGACCCCUUCACUGUCAUCUGUGGCCGAAAGAAGUGCCUUCGACAUGUCUUCCUCUUUGAACAUCUCCUCCUGUUUAGCAAGCUCAAGGGCCCUGAGGGGGGUUCAGAGACCUUUGUUUAUAAGCAGGCCUUUAAGACUGCUGACAUGGGGCUAACAGAAAACAUUGGCGACAGUGGGCUCUGCUUUGAGUUAUGGUUCCGGCGGCGACGAGCACGAGAGGCAUACACCCUGCAGGCAGCCUCACCAGAGGUCAAACUCAAGUGGACAAGUUCUAUUGCCCAGCUUCUGUGGAGACAGGCAGCCCACAACAAGGAGCUCCGAGUGCAGCAGAUGGUCUCCAUGGGCAUUGGAAAUAAACCCUUCCUGGACAUCAAAGCUCUUGGAGAGCGGACGCUGAGUGCCCUGCUCACUGGGAGAGCCGCCCGCACCCGGGCCUCGGUGGCCGUGUCAUCCUUUGAGCAUGCCGGCCCCUCCCUUCCCGGUCUCUCACCGGGAGCCUGCUCCCUGCCUGCUCGCGUCGAGGAGGAGGCCUGGGAUCUGGACGUCAAGCAAAUUUCCCUGGCUUCCCCUCCAGCCCCAGAAACACUUGACUCUUCUGGAGAUGUGUCCCCAGGACCGAAAAACAGCCCCAGCCUGCAACCCCCCCACUCUGGGAGCAGCACUCCCACUCUGGCCAGUGGAGGGAUCUUAGGGCUAUCCCGGCAGAGUCAUGCCCGAGCCCUGAGUGAUCCCACCACUCCUCUGUGAACCUGGGUGAGUCAGUGUUCCCUUCCUACCACAUCCAGCACACCUUCUCUCUGGCAGGUACCACCCUUCUUCCACCAGCUGCUUGGGAGUCAGCCUUUUCCCAUUCCCAUCACCGUCUUCUCUCUUGGUUUCUAAAGAUCCAGAACUUGGCUACAGCCCCUCCUCUCAGGGCAUUUUAGGCUGGGGUGACAGUGGAACAUAACGGAGGAUUGGAAGAGCAUUUAAUUCCUUCCCUCAGCUUCCUGGGCAAAGAGGAAGUCAAAGGAUCAGCGCUUUUCCCAGCUACCACUAUCUCUAGUCCUCCCCGCCAGGUGCCUUCUCCUGCACGAACCAGAGUGGCCACACUUGCUUGCCUUCAUACCCUGGAGGUGGGGAACUUAUCCUACGUCCAGGCCUCCAUCCUGGGCCUUGGCACACUCCCAAGACAAGUCUCCAUGACAGCCCUUCCCCAACAGCCUGUGUUCUCCCCCUUCUUCUCACACAACUGCCAGGCCAAGUGUAAUUCCUGAUGACUCCAUUCUGAGGUGUCACAGGAAACGGAACUAUGCAAACCAUUAUAGCGAGGGGGUGGGCAGGGAACUGCAGACUUUAUAUAUGUAAUUACUGUUAUUAUUAUACUAUUGUUAUAUUAAAUGUAUUUACUCACACCUUGUCUCCAGAGAUAGAGCAGUCCCUCCAGGUGGAGAUAAUACUAACUUAAGCACUUGCCUUCACCCAACCAUUAACUAAAACACAGAAAAUAAAGCCAAGGCUGCAAGGUACCCUGUAUCCUUAUUGGCCUAAAGCUGGGUGGGCCUGGAUCUGGAAGAAUGAUCCCUCCACAUUGACUCCCAGUGGCUCAGUGCACCCUUUGAAGUUGCCCCUCUCAAGCUGCGCCCUACCUCUUGAGUCCUAGCUGGUCACAAACAAGCUGGCAUCCAUAACAGUCCAGCACUUCUAAAAAUGAAAUCCUCAGACCACAGUGCAUCAGAGCUCCUUGGCUACUUGUUAAGUGCUAAUUCUUGGGCUGCACCCCAGAGCUACUGAAUCUAAAGCCUGGAGGUAAAGCCCAAGACUCUGCAUUACUUAUCGAGCCCUUUAGGUGAUAGCUAAGUGCCUGAAGAGCUGACUCCUCUGGACAGAAUGGUCCAAGGAAGAGGACAGGACAUAGGCAGACAGACACAGUGCCCUGUGCCUCAAGACACCUGUUUAUUGGGGACACAACUCUGCGACAGGGAUGACAGGAAUCGUACCAAAAAUAGCGACGUCUACAGGGCCCCUGAAGGGGCUAGAAGGGUACAGUGCCCCCCACCCCCACCCAUUGUACAAAAAUAAACUCUCACGCC
This is a messenger RNA of Talpa occidentalis (Iberian mole), 7236 nucleotides long. RefSeq names its product Rho guanine nucleotide exchange factor 40 (gene ARHGEF40). The coding region runs from base 1310 to 5911 and encodes 1533 amino acids. The transcript has 22 exons. Gene Ontology annotation, molecular function: guanyl-nucleotide exchange factor activity. NCBI's taxonomy places the organism in Eukaryota, Metazoa, Chordata, Mammalia, Eulipotyphla, Talpidae. The record is from RefSeq and is a predicted model, not a curated record.